GGUGAAACUAACGCAGUCUCACUGGCGUCGUCGAGAGACUCACGCAGGUGCGAGCUCGUCGGCGGCGGACGCAGACGUAGUGGACCGAGUUGCGCUCGGACAAAAGCCGUGUCGUUUGCGCCGUCAACUCUAUUCGAUUACAGUUUUACCAAGUGAUUUGCGCCCAUCAUCUUCCUUCUGGAUCAACAAGACGUCCGUGUGUGUCAUCGACAACAUACUGGCCAUAGCCAAUUGAACCGCCUAGAUGGUGGUGAAAAUGGCUACCAGUAACGGCGGAAGCCUGGCCGUACUGGCCGGCUCGGAAGCCGGAAACGGGAGUAGUAGUGCCGCAGAUGUCGACGGAACAGACACGGCCGUCGAGGCGUGUUCUGGCGGGCGCAUUGAAGACGAUAUCGCCGAUCAUUCAGACGACGAACAAGGUGCCGAUGCGGCCUCAGAUGAUUCAGAUUCCAUGGACUUUGACGAUGAUGACGACGAUGACGGUUCCGAUCUUAUGUCGAAUACAACACUUGGCGACGACAUCACCGCACAACUAGCCGCCGCAGGCCCUGUUGGAAUGGCGGCAGCCGCGGCAAUCAACUCGUCGAAAAAGAGGAAGCGCCCACACUCUUUCGAGACGAAUCCCUCCAUUCGCCGACGGCAACAGACGAGACUACUCCGAAAACUCCGCCAGACGAUUGACGAAUAUGCCACUCGAGUCGGACAGCAAGCCAUAGUCCUGAUUGCCACACCAGGAAAGCCGCAGAACAAUUUUCGCGUCUUUGGUGCCAAACCGUUAGAGGACGUCAUCAAAAAUGUUAAAUCUACCGUCCUUCAGGAUCUGGAAACGGCUUUGGCACAUCAUGCUCCACCUCCAGCUCAAGACGAUCCGUCGCUUUACGAGCUACCUCCCCUAGUCAUCGAUGGCAUCCCCACACCAGUCGAGAAAAUGACGCAAGCCCAACUGCGAGCUUUUAUUCCACUGAUGCUCAAGUUUUCCACCGGCAGAGGAAAGCCGGGCUGGGGAAAGGAAUCCACCCGGCCACCUUGGUGGCCAGGAGAGGUACCUUGGGCAAAUGUCCGGAUGGAUGCUCGCCCCGAAGACGAUAAACAAAGAGUGUCAUGGACGCACGCGUUGAGGCAAAUUGUCAUCAAUUGUUACAAAUACCAUGGACGGGAAGAUCUACUACCCGCCUUCUCUGAAGAUGCAACGGAAGAAACUAGUCGCCCUGCCAAAGUGAUAAAAACAGAAUCAGAAGCUGAGCAACAAGCCGAACGGAGCGCUGAUGUUGCUGUUGUUCAACCACAACAGCAGCAAGAGCAACAGCAGCAUCAGCAACAACAUCCACCAGCUCCACCACCUUCGUCUCAGCCAGCUCAACAUCAGCAGCAGCAGCAGCAGCAACAACAACAACAACAACAACAACAACAACAACAGCAGCAGCAGCAAUCUGUACAGCAGUUGGUGCAGACGAAUUCGGCACCCAGUGCCCAGUAUGCGCCGACCGUCGUUCAAACGAUUAGCAAUCCCGACGGGACAGUGUCCAUCAUACAGGUUGAUCCCAAUAAUCCCAUCAUCACAUUACCUGAUGGCACAACGGCCCAGGUGGUUGCCGCCCAAGGAGUGGCUACCGUCAAUCAGUGCGAGGAUGAUGAUACUGCUGGUCAGGAUCAGCAGCAGCAACAGCAACAACAAACUGACCGUAAUCAUCAUCUCAUGAACCCUAAACCCAUGAUUUGGCAGUUUGUACCCACUUCGCAAAUAACGGGAGUCACAUCUUCGGAUGGCGUGACGACGCUCACCAAUUCCGCCGAUGGCACCACUGUCACCACCGUCGACUUGACAGCCGUCACCGAAUCUACGAUUGGUCAGGAAGGCCAACACCAUAUUCUUCUCACCGGUGAAGACGGCCAAACGUAUCCAGUCAGUGUCUCAGGAAUGAUCACCGUUCCCGCCAUGUAUCAGGCUAUGGUUGCCAACAUCGCACAGAUGGGUCAAUCAGAUGCUUCUGUUCAGGUGUUGGGACCGUUAAUAUCGAAAUCAGAUUCUAAUGGAGGAGAUGAUGGAGCCUUGGUGUCGGCAACAUCAACAGCAGGGACAACAACCGGGGGAAUGAACGUUGGAGGAUUGGCCGUCACUCCCGUGUUGGCUCUGGGGCCUAACGGAACGCAGCAACACAUUCUGCAGGUAAUUGAUGUUAAUCAAACUCCUCGUACAUCCACGAUGUGGCUAACGGGCGACGGACGAAAGGUGACGGCCGCGCCCAUGGUGACUUCACAGCUCCUAGGCGAAGUCGAUUCCUCCAUAUUGGCAUCAGCCAUGCAACAAGCAAUCACAGCCGAUGCCCGAGAUGUAGCUGUCUGGAGUGAAAUCUGCGAGAGGCAGGCUAGGUCAGCUGCAUUUGAAUUAGCGCGACACAUUCAUGCCCAUUUUAGCAGUGAAGCUCAACUGAUUGCAGAUUCAGCUCUAAUAUCCCUUUACCAAGAUUGUGCUCAACGGUUUGUGGACCUCUUUGUUCGAAGCUAUGAUGUGGAACUAAAAAAGUUAUCUGGCAUAGUGGUGAAUUCAUGUGACUUUGUCAAAUAUGGGAAAACCAAUGGGAUCACACAUUUCCCAAGUUCGGCUUCCAAUUUGAGACCAGGCAGUGUUCCGAGAACUGUGCAAGACUGUAGUGAUUAUUCUGAUACCGAAAGAGAUAUUUCCUCGACCUCUUACCCUUCUGUCAAACCUAGACAAACAGGGCCAAAGCCGUUCUUCAGACGUUUUUCUUUAAAAGGUUUUCGGAAAGGCAAAGGAUUGUUCCACAAGCAACAUUCAGAUGAAGUUGAACUCUCAGGCUCAGCAGUUGCUAGUCAUACUCCUUCCUCAUCUAAGCCUGAGCAUCCUGGCCUUUUCUUACGUGGCAAAAUUCGCAUGUCAAAGUUAGUGGUAGAGUCCUUGUUUGAAGGCACGGUCAACUAUUUGACAAGUGAAAGCCUUGAUGGUACUCCAAAAUGGGAACGUUGCCGUCUUUGCUUGGUGAAAACCGUUGGUGGCUAUAUGUUGGAGUUUUUCUCUCCCCCCAAAGCCAGUCAACCAAAAUGUGGAGUGUUUUGUUUCUUGAUAACUGAGGCAAGAGAAACAACAGCGCUUGAAAUGCCAGAUAAAGAGAACACUUUUGUUCUAAAGGCUGCCAAUAAUCUCGAGUAUGUCAUUGAAGCUGCAUCCAGUGAGGACAUGCAUAAAUGGUUGCAUUCGAUACGCUUAUCUGGAGCACGUUGCAUAAACACAACUAAUGGGUAA
This is a messenger RNA of Daphnia carinata, 3262 nucleotides long. RefSeq names its product DNA-binding protein Ewg-like. NCBI's taxonomy places the organism in Eukaryota, Metazoa, Arthropoda, Branchiopoda, Diplostraca, Daphniidae. Gene Ontology annotation, biological process: regulation of transcription by RNA polymerase II. Gene Ontology annotation, molecular function: DNA-binding transcription factor activity, RNA polymerase II-specific; RNA polymerase II cis-regulatory region sequence-specific DNA binding. Gene Ontology annotation, cellular component: nucleus. The coding region runs from base 245 to 3262 and encodes 1005 amino acids. The transcript is spliced from 12 exons. The record is from RefSeq and is a predicted model, not a curated record.